This is a messenger RNA of Alnus glutinosa, 2721 nucleotides long. RefSeq lists its product as uncharacterized. The transcript is spliced from 6 exons. NCBI's taxonomy places the organism in Eukaryota, Viridiplantae, Streptophyta, Magnoliopsida, Fagales, Betulaceae. The record is from RefSeq and is a predicted model, not a curated record. Bases 1 to 2721 code for a protein of 906 amino acids.
AUGGUAUGGAUUUGUUGGGACCCAAGUGGAUCCUUUAUUAAGGCUAUUGAUGUACAUGAGCAAGUUAUUACUUGCCAUGUCCAUUCUGUUGAUAUGGGAAGGCCUUGGAUGUUCUCUGUGGUGUAUGGUGCCACUCAAGGGUUGGAAAGGAGAUUUUUGUUGCAAAAACUUCAGUACAUUAAAACUUUAGUUAGCUGCCAUCCGUGGCUCUUGGUUGGUGAUUUUAAUGUAGUGAUGACUGUUCAGGAAAAGUGGGGAGAUGCUGGAAUUUCUUGCUAUGAAAAAGAUUUUGAAGACUGUAUUCUCGGACUGGAGGUGGAUGACCUUGCGCAUACAAGAUGCUUUCAUAACUGGACUAACAAUCAAGUUGGUUCAGCUUUUGUUUCUAGGAAGCUUGAUAGGGUCAUGUCUAAUUUGGUGUGGUUGCAACAUUUUGGCAAUACCUCUAUUGAGUUUCUUGAGAGGGGGUUAUCCGAUCACUCACCAGCUUUGGUGACUAUGGCUAAGUUUAUUAGUUAUGGUCCCAAACCGUUUAAAUUCUUCAAUUUUUGUGCUGAGCAUGCUCAUUUCAUGGAUUGGAUUGGUGAUAGUUGGAGAGUUGAGAUGAAUGGAUAUGCUAUGUUUAGACUUUAUGCUAAACUACAAGCUGCAAAGAAUAUGUUGAAACAGAAAAAUAUGGAGGAUUUUGGGGGGCUUGGACAGAAGGUGCUUCAAGGUAGACACAAUUUGGCUAAAGUUCAAGUUGAAUUUCUUGCUUCUAGAGGUAAUACAAAAUGUCAUCGUAGAAAUAAGGAAUGUUUGCAUCUUUUCAUUUCUAUUUCUAGUGUUGAGGAGAAUUUUUUGAAGCAAAAGUCCUAUAACAAAUGGUUGAAUUUAGAGGAUGGAAAUAAUGUUUUCUUUCACAACUCGGUUAAGAAGCUUAUUGUUAGUUCCUCCCAUGUUUUUUCUUCUGCGAAGGCCAGAAGGGUUGCUGGUCUCAUUAAGAGGAAGUUUUUUGAGAACUGUAUUGCUGGAAUGAAUGCUCCAGUGACAAGGGUUGAGAUUGCAAAGGUGAUGUUUGCUAUGAAUAAACAUAAGGCACUAGGCCUGGAUGGUUUUUCUACUGGAUUCUUCCACAAGGCUUGGCCUAUUGUUGGGGGAGAUGUGUGUGAUGCUACCCUUGAGUUCUUUGACUCUGGCCUGCUUCUUAAGAAGGCUAAUUCAACUAUUCUUAUGCUGGUCCCAAGAAGAAGAGCCCCUCUUCUAUGGGAGAUUACCGUCUCAUUUCCUGCUGCAAUGUUGUGUCUUGAUGAUGUCAUUAAUGCACAUCAAGGUGCUUUUAUCCCUAGCCAAGGUAUAGCUGAGAAUAUUUUACUGGCUCAGGAAGUGGUGAAUGAUUAUCACAAGGAGAGAGGGAAAAAAGGACUUAGACAAGGGGAUCCAUUGUCCCCUUAUCUUUUUGUCCAAGCUAUGGAGGGGCUAGCUCUUUCGCUAGAGGAGGUUUUUCAUUCUCAUCUUUUUGUUUUCCAUCCUAAAUGUAAUUUGAUCAAGCUACAUCAUCUCUGCUUUGCGGAUGACCUACUGAUAUUCUCUGAACGUUCCAUUGAUUCUGUCCAAGCCAUUCUUGCUGCUAUUUCGAGGUUGAAGGCUAAUCCUUCUAAGAGUUCGGUUUUCCUGGCUAGUGUUCCUCCUAUUGUGAAUGAUGUGAAGGCCAAGGCAAAAGUGUCUUGGGAUAAGAUCUGUAUGCCUAAGAAGGAAGGAGGUUUAGGAAUCAAGAACAUUGAGGUUUGGAAACAAGCUUCAAUUUUGAACCUCAUUUGGAACCUUUUCACCAAAGCUGGUUCUCUUUGGGUGGCAUGGGUUAAUAUUAAUUGGUUAAAGGGUAGGAGUGUGUGGCAGAUUCCUAUCCCUAAGUCAUGCUCUUGGAGCUUGAAGAAGAUCUUGAAAUUGAGAGACAUUGCUAAGAAGUUUAUCCGGUUUAAGGUGGGUGAUGGUAGUAAAAUUUUUCUCUGGUUUGAUCAUAUGCACCCAUCUAGAUAUUUGUUGGAUACUUUUGGAUAUAGAGUAGUUUAUGAUUCAUACCUUACUUUGGAGUCUAAACCUUCUUCUAUUAUCCUUCAUGGGCAGUGGUUUUGGCCUAGUGCCCGGUCUGAUGCUUUGGUUGAUAUUCAAGUUCAGCUCCCGGAGAUUGGCCUUGGAGGUAUUGAUACUCCUAUUUGGGAUUCCAGGAGAGACACCUACUCUUUUUCAGAGACUUGGGAUAAGUUGAGAGGCUAUAUAGGUGCUGUCAAUUUUCUCUUUUGUCAUGGCUGUAUGGAGGAUAGGGACGAUCUCUUUUUUGGUUGCAGCUUUAGCUGGCGAGUUUGGAGAGUUGUCAUGGCUGUUUGCUUGAUUGAAAACCCUCCUAUAUACUGGGAUGAGGUUUUGCAAUGGGGUAUUGCUAUGUUCCAUGGUAAGACUACAUGCUUGGGGAGGCUCUGUAUUGGGGUUGUGGUGUAUCAUCUUUGGAGGCAAAGGAACAACAUUCAGCAUGGAAACACCCCACGAACAGAAGAGGCUUUAGUUGCUCAAAUUCUUUGGGAAGUGCAUGCUAGAGUGCUGGCCAGAGGAAAUAUCAAGGGGUUGUCUAAACAUAUGUCUCUUGAUAUUGUUGGAAGUUGCAAUCCUUGUUAUGAUUGGUUGUUAGAUGUUGCAAUUGGGUUGGUUUAUCUGGUCUUUUAUGGGUGUUGCCGCUAUACGUAG